This is a messenger RNA of Linum tenue, 1295 nucleotides long. NCBI's taxonomy places the organism in Eukaryota, Viridiplantae, Streptophyta, Magnoliopsida, Malpighiales, Linaceae. The record is from the annotation of a GenBank genome assembly.
CCAAAAACUCUGGUAAAAUCUACAGCAAUGGCAGCAGCUGCCACCGUCGCCUCCUCGCUUCCUCCGAUUCCCGGUACUCGUUCCCGCAACUCGUCCUUCUUCUCGCCAACUUCCGUCGCAACCACCAGUAGCACCUGCUCCAGUUGCCGGAAAGUCGGGCUACGAAUGCCCUGCAGUGCGAUGGUACAGCAAGCCGUACAGGGAGCUCCCGCUGCUUACGCCAAGGAGAUGGAACGGCUUUCCGCCAAGGAAUCGCUGCUUCUUGCUUUCAAAGAUGCUGGGGGUUUUGAAGCUCUGGUCACAGGGAAGUUGACGGAAGUGCAGCAGAUUGAUGUGAAUGAAAGGAUUACUGGUCUUGAGCGUCUCAAUCCAACACCUCGGCCAACUACAUCGCCUUACUUGGAAGGUCGGUGGAAUUUCGAGUGGUUUGGAGCUGGAAGCCCCGGAUUGUUUGCUGCCAGACUCUUGUUUCAGUAAGCCUCUUUUGAUCUUUACUGUUGCAUCCCUUCACUGUUGUUAUGAAUGCCGCAUCUGGGAAUUUCGCAGGAGAUUUCCUUCUGAUUUGGCUAACUUUUCAAACAUGGAUGUUGUGAUUAAGGAGGGGAAGGCAAGGGCCACUGCGAAUAUGAAGCUGUUGUAUUCGAUAGAAAGCACGGUCACUCUCUCUUCACAGUUAACUGUCGAAGGUCCACUUAGAAUGAAAGAGGAGUAUAUUGAAGGGAUUCUCGAGACACCUAAAGUCAUCGAAGAAGCAGUACCAGAACAGCUAAAAGGAGUGCUUGGCCAGGCUAUCAGCACAGUGCAACAACUCCCUGUCCCCAUUAGGGAUCUUAUCGCCGGUGGCCUGAGAAUUCCUCUAACUGGUACAUUUCAGAGACUCUUCUUGAUUUCAUAUCUCGACGAGGAGAUACUGAUAAUGAGGGAUGCAGCUGGAGUACCUGAAGUUCUUACCAGGCUGGAAGCACCUGCACUCGCUAUUCCAGAAGUCGUCUCAGAAUAUGAAAGCUAGUCUGUGAUGAACUGAAACUCACUUCCCCACUCUCGAAACUAGUCUGAUUUUUCUUAAUUCGUUCUUCUUGUCUGUAAUUAGUGAAACUACGUGUUCCACGAUCUCGUUCUCUCGACCCCAGUGGGAGGUUAGAAUCAAAAUAAUCAUAGCAAUUUAUUGGAAUUGAACUCGAGUCUUUGAAAUAAGGGUUGAUAGCUUACUACUCUAUAACCUUUUAAUCUUUGAUUACCACCAUAUUGUCCACAUUUUAUAAUCUAAAAUUAAAUAUUGAGAGGUCUACAAUCAA